AAUCGCUGGAGCUCAGCCGCGCGCCAUCGCUUAGCAUACAAAUAUCGCAGCCAGUUAGCGCGUCGCUGCCGGUCGGGAAUGGCGUAAAAUUAUUUUUGUUGUAAAAAGUACAAAAUGUCAAAAUAGUUCUGAGUUCUUUUGUUUCUUUUUUCCACUUCUCUCCGUGUGAAUUGAGUUGUUCAAAAAUUUGCAAUUUCACCAACAGUUGGUGUUCUACACACGUUCCACGCGGCAACGCCAAUCUAUUUUGUAUGGGCAUGAAGUAAACAAACGGCUGGAGAAAGAAAGUGAAAUAGCCAAAAAGCUGAAAAAUCGCAUUUUAAGCAAAAAGUUUUAAAAAUAAAUUUAAACAAAAAACUAAAAAAGAAAUUUAAUCAAAACUAUAUACGGAAAGUAAAAAAUGGCAUCUUGGCGAGCUGCAACUUUGUUCUUCUUCUUAUUCACGCUGUUAAGUUUUGAAUUCGUCUCACCUUGGAUGAAUUUCAACAGUUAUGUGUCGAAGAAACGCACCGAUUUGAAAAAACGUUGUCCGAAUGUUCGUGCCAUACGCAAUUUUGAUCUCGAGUCCAUGAUGGGAUUCUGGUAUGUAGUCCAGUAUUAUGCAUCGACAGAAGAGUUACCAGAAUAUGCCUGCAUGCAAAGCGAUUUUACCUUCUCCGCCGAGGAUCAACAUAUAACCAUGAAUUUCAGUUACAUUUUCGCCGAAGAUCCAUUACGUGAAAAAUUACAAGGCAACAUUACCUGGUUCAUACCGGAUUUCGAAACGCCAGCGCACUGGAUGCACACCGAGGAUAUUUAUGAGGGCAUCUACAAUACUUACGUCAUCGAUACGGACUACAAAUCGUGGAGCCUAAUAAUGCAUUGUGCAGAAAAGAAAAAAUCACCGCGUUAUUUAUCGGCGUUGUUGUUGUCGCGAGAACCGCAACUGGGCGAUAACGUUAUAAACUUCUUGAGAGAAAAGCUACCACGCUACGAUAUUGACUUGUCGUUUAUGUUUCCGAUUAAUCAGACGUGCCUACAUUUAAUGGAAUCGGUCAAUGAUGAUCCUCUUGCCUAUAUACUAAACGAAGAGAAGGAGUCAGAGAAGGAGAAUAAGGUCAAACUUAUGUUAAAAACCUGAGCCAUACUUCUUAAGAAGAUUUGUGUAUAAUACUAAAAAUAUACGUAGACAUAAAAGUAUUCAAUAAAUAUUAUAAUUAAUUUAGGAUUCAA
Molecule: messenger RNA, 1212 nt
Organism: Zeugodacus cucurbitae (melon fly)
Lineage: Eukaryota; Metazoa; Arthropoda; Insecta; Diptera; Tephritidae
Gene: Karl
Exons: 5
Coding region: 401-1120 (239 amino acids)
Molecular function (GO): violaxanthin de-epoxidase activity
Source: RefSeq, a predicted model, not a curated record